Priceomyces carsonii is the source of this 1476-nucleotide messenger RNA. RefSeq lists its product as uncharacterized. The record is from RefSeq and is a predicted model, not a curated record. Lineage: Eukaryota; Fungi; Ascomycota; Pichiomycetes; Serinales; Debaryomycetaceae. Bases 1 to 1476 code for a protein of 491 amino acids. Gene Ontology annotation, cellular component: cytosol. The transcript has a single exon.
AUGACAAAUGUGCUUUCAUCAGAUAAUCUUUUGAUCUUUGAAAGAAUAGAGACAGCAUUGACAGAAGUAGUGGAACACGAGGCUGUUAUUAAGGAUAUUCUUUUAGAUUUAGGUAAUAUUGUAAAGAAAGCAGGUGAAUCGAAAUCAUAUAGACAUGAACUUGCUUCUCAUAACGAUAUAUGGGAUAUAAUCGCGGAAUCAGUUGCACGCUCAUUCAAUGUGACUUAUACAGAACCGCUAUUGACGUGGUAUAUCAGAGUCUUCCGGGGUGUCUUAUUGUUAGCAAGGAAUUGCACUCCAGAGAAGGCGCUAGGACCCAGCUUAAUUUUACACAGCUUGAGAAUAUUCGAUGAAAGCGUAUCUAGAGAACAUGACUUCUAUGAUAAAACUGUGGUCGUUUACUUUGAGCUACUUGCCAAUAUAAGUCAAGUACUGGACUAUAAGAGGGAUGUGAAUGAACUAGCAUCAAUCAUAUUUGACUCUGGAAGCAAUGCAUUGAAUACUGGACCUCUUAUCAUCCGCUUGACAGAAAUAGAUGAGCUAGUGUUCCCUUUUCUUGUAUUUCUUGAAAGUUUUCUAGAUUCUGAAGUUAUCGGUGAUAUACUAACUUCAGAAAGAUGCUUUGAUAUAGUGGGUAUUUUAUUCGAGAGAUUCCAAUUGUUGAACAUUGAAAGCAUAAGCGGCCCCGAUAGAAUCCUAAUAAGGAUACUUCAAAAAAUAAUAUGUCACGAGAGUUUUCAGAAAUAUGUUAACAAGAUAGGCCAUGGCUCCAAAACUUUCAGAAAGAUACUAAAGUCAUGCCAACUAAUUGUGACAUCCAAAGAGGACUGGGAUAAUUACGAAAUUGUUGCAUUACUAACUUGGAUCUAUGACCUUUUCAAGGAAUUUUCAGUCAAAGCAGAGGCGCUACUUUUAGGUACCAGCUUUGAUGUGAUCGAAAUUUCAAAUAACCACGCCGUAGUCCUUGCACUCUUAGAUUGUUUAAGCCAUUUGGGAAAGUAUCACGCGGGAAAACAAUAUCUCACCCAUUACGAUGCGAUUCCUUUUCUAACACGCUUACUAGGAGUAGUCCAUAAAAGCAUUGAAAGAAAGACACUCAAAAAAACACCACCUAAUGAUAUGUCACUAGAGAAACCCCAAGAGAAAAAGCUUUAUCCCGAAGUGAAAUCAAUCAUAAUUGAAAUUCUUGCUUAUUUGGCACAUGAUUCAUUUGAAAACCAAGAAAAGAUAAGAAAGAACCAUGGCUUAGAAUUAGUCUUGUCGAAUUGUUCCAUUGAUGACAACGAGCCAUUCAUAAAAGAAAGAGCAAUUGUUUGUCUUAAGUUCUUACUUGCAAAUAAUACGAAAAAUCAGGAAUUGGUUGCUUCUUUAGAAGCAAAAGGCGUAUUUGAUCAAGAGACAAUUAAAGAUAUGGGUUAUGAGGCAGAAAUAGUUGAUGGGAAGGUAAAACUAAAAGAAGCACGAGAACAAAAUUAG